GAGUAAAUCUGGCGUGUUUGAAAAAGCAGCCGCAGAGUUCACGAGAGAGUCAUACGUUACGAUCACCCCAUGUAGGUUAGCAGCGGCUUCAGCGUUCAUCAGAGUGGACGGACUUACCUGAGGAUCAUGGCAACUUUUACCGCGUUAACCACCUCGCUUGUUGUUUUAACUACAGUUGUACUAGCCGGUCUAACUGGAGGCGCGGAAAAGCCACACCACGAAGAGGUGAUCCUUCCGUUCAGUUGGCUGCAGCAGAGCGCGGAGGACGCCAAGUCGUUUCUGGUCCACAGAGAGAAGAGAGGAUUCUGGGAGUUCUUUAGAGGUGACGAUGACGAUGAUGACACGACGACGACAACUACCACACCAUUGCCGACAACUACCUCCACCACAACAACCACCACCACCACAACAACUACACCUACAACGACCACACGACCAACAACAACCUCGACAACCAGCACCACCACGAGAACUACGACCACUUCAACGCGACAAACUCCCCGGAGGCGGCCUCCAACGCCAUAUUACUACGACACCACUACAACCACCACCGCCAGACCGUGGUGGAAAGUAUUUGUUGGGAAGGAAGAAACCACGGUGACCACCACUCCCGCGACCACCACGACUCGACCUCCACCUCCCCGCCGAACGUACCCCACGCGGCGACCGUACUACCGCCAGACGCGGCCGCCCCAGAGACAGGGAACCCCUGACCCUCGUGUUGACGGCAGACACCACCGGUAUAGGCCCGGUCGGAGGGGCCAGAUAAAUCAAGAAAAUUACAUCCCUGUAUUCAAUCCGGUCAUUCAGGUGUCAAAUCGUCCAUCUGGCUCUAACGGAAAAACGGACACAGACUCUGGGUUAAAACAGGGGUCGGCGGCGACUCGCCCCGGCAGUGACACCUCUAAUGUGCAGCGUGCGCCUCCUGGCGUCCCAGUUGCAUACUUAGCGCGGACACAAUAUUAUAUCACACCGACACUAGCGCCACCUAUACGCCACCGCACUCCAAGCUGGCACCGACCCGAGGUUAGAAAACGUAUAUUGCUAGAAAGACAGCGGGAACGUCACUCGCCAGAUUAUAGGCGCCAUCUUAGGGCGUGGCUAAGAAAAUGGCGGCUUUCCGGUGGCGAGCACUAUAGAAACCGUUUGCGGGCAGCUCAGUCUUAGUGCUGCUGUAAAUAAUGGACACAAAAAAAAAUCAGUUUCGCAUAAUUUUUGAAGACAUUAAGCGAUAUCGCCGUUCUAUUGGUGCCAUGCAAAAGUAAUUAAAUACCACGAUAUUGCUCACCAAAAUUCGUCAAAUGGCCAUCGGAGCAAGAGAAAGAUAAUAUUAGUCUCCUGCAGCAGUCUUUGGGAAGACUGACAGCCUAUUUGAAAUCUCAGUCAGAAUCUAUUAGUCGUCUCCUGUUAUGGUCGCCGUCAUCAAACCAGAUAACGCCGAUGUGACAACCGCAAAGACAGCCUAUCGAAAUCGGAACAAUGUCCACACCCGUAGUUUAUAACACCGGAAAGGUGCCAAAGUAAGCGGUGUAUUGUGGUCAGGCUUUAUGAUAAGUUUUUCCUAACUUUGAAUUUCAAUAAAAUGUGCUGUAGCACAUUCACUGCUGUAUAUUUCUUUAGAAGGUCGUUACUUUCUAGUGUACAAGUUGGCAGACCGGUUACUGCAGAUUAACUGUUGUCAUUAAAUAUGUUGCGAAAUAUAUACUAUCUACAACCAUAAAUGAGGAGUCCAAAAUUGCACUGUACUGUAAUUUAUUGAUUUAAACAAAGAAAAACGUUAAAAUAAAAACAUACUGUUGAACUGACCUCUGUAGGCCUUUAUCCAUAUAUGUAUAUGUCCAAUAUUCAUAAUAAAUAUAAAUAAAAACAAACACUGAUUAAAAUGUUACAAAUCACAAUUUAUCACUUGGCAAUGUUGUCACUGUAAAUUGGUUGCCAUGUAAAUGC
Lingula anatina is the source of this 1947-nucleotide messenger RNA. RefSeq lists its product as uncharacterized. The record is from RefSeq and is a predicted model, not a curated record. Lineage: Eukaryota; Metazoa; Brachiopoda; Lingulata; Lingulida; Lingulidae.